CUCACAUGUUCUUUUACAGAAGUUGAAACAAAAACCAUAAGAAACGACACCAGAAAUUCAUCAAGAUAGUCCAGAAUUGUUGAAGAACCAAAAAUGGAGAAAGAAGAAGAGAAAGCCUACAGAGCUCACUGUAUAGUAUUGCCCUAUCCAACCCAAGGCCACAUAAACCCCAUGCUUCAAUUCUCUAAACGCAUACAACACAAAGGGGUUAAGGUCACUCUUGUUAAUACACGUUUUAUUUCCAAUACCAUCACCCAUAAACCAUCAUCCAGUACUUCCAUUGCUCUUGAAACCAUAUCAGAUGGCUACGAUGAAGGUUGUAUAGAUCACGCAGAAAGCGUCCAGGUCUACCUAGAUACCUUCAGGAAGGUGGGUUCUCAAACUCUUUCCAAUCUUGUUGAGAAGCUAAAUGCCUCUGGCUUCCCUGUAGAUUGCAUUGUUUAUGAUGCUUUUAUGCCUUGGUGUCUUCAAGUUGCGAAGAAAUUUGGUUUGCUUUCUGCCGUUUUUUUCACUCAAUCUUGUGCUGUUGAUAUCAUAUACUAUCAUGUUUUUCGAGGGAUGAUCAAACCUCCCGUUAAGGAGAAUGAAAUCUUAUUGGCUCCUGGAUUGCCUCCACUUGAAGUUCAAGAUCUGCCAUCUUUCAUUCAUCAUUAUGGAUCUUACCCUGCAGCUUUUGAAAUGCUUAUGAAUCAGUUCUCCAAUAUUGAUGAAGCCGAUUGGGUUCUCUGCAACACGUUUUAUGAGUUGGAACAAGAGGGGGCAGAUUGGCUGGCGAAGCUUUGGCCAUUGAAGACAAUUGGACCAAGUAUGCCAUCCAUGUACUUAGACAAGCAAAUACAAGAUGAUAAAGACUAUGGUUUCAGUAUAUUUAAGCCAAAUAAUGAAGCUUGCAUGAAUUGGCUUAAUCAUAAGCCAACAGGGUCAGUUGUAUAUGUGUCUUUCGGGAGCCUGGCAACUCUAGGAGCUGAGCAAAUGGAAGAGCUGUGUUGGGGUUUGAGGAGUAAUUGUUACUUCUUGUGGGUCGUAAGAGAAUCUGAAGAGGCAAAACUCCCAGAAAACUUUGUACAAGAAACUUCGGAGAAGGGUUUGGUGGUGAGAUGGUGUCCACAGCUACAGGUCUUAGCAGAUGAAGCAGUGGGAUGCUUUCUCACACAUUGUGGAUGGAACUCAACCUUGGAGGCAUUGAGUUUGGGAGUGCCAAUGGUGGCAAUGCCACAGUGGACAGACCAAAGCACCAACGCCAAGUAUAUUAUGGAUGUUUGGAAAAUGGGAAUUAGAGCUCCAAUGGGUGAGAAAGGGGUUGUUGGAAGAGAUGUGAUAAGGGAUUGCAUAAAAGAAGCAAUUGAGGGAGAGAGCAGGAAAGAGAUGCGAGAAAAUGCAGAGAAAUGGAGAAAUCUAGCCAAAGCAGCGGCAGAUGAAGGUGGAAGUUCCGAUAAGAACAUUCGUGAGUUCGUCGGAAAUCUGCUUCACGAUCGAUCCUAUGUUUCCCCUUGUACCAAUUAAGUAUAGUCACAUUUUGAGUACUUUACAUUAUUUUAUUUUAAUUAAUAAAUGGAUGAUUCGAUGUGUGGACAUAA
Molecule: messenger RNA, 1577 nt
Organism: Hevea brasiliensis (rubber tree)
Lineage: Eukaryota; Viridiplantae; Streptophyta; Magnoliopsida; Malpighiales; Euphorbiaceae
Product: flavonol 7-O-beta-glucosyltransferase UGT74F1
Exons: 2
Coding region: 94-1503 (469 amino acids)
Molecular function (GO): UDP-glycosyltransferase activity
Source: RefSeq, a predicted model, not a curated record